AUGUGUGGUGACGAAAUAGCAGAGAGUAGAGAGGUUAAAGUAUCUAAGGCAGAGAUAAGGAAUAUUGAAGCAAAAGUAAUAAGGCCGGGUGAUUGGUUUUUAGGAAAAGAACGGCUAAUGAAGAGUCGCGGCAGGAAAGUGGCGGAGAAUGGUAAAGAGAAGAAAUUAAUUUGGAGAGAAGAGUGGAUAAAGAAAGCCACGGGGUUAUCGAAGGGGAAGGAGCGGCAGCAGCAGCUCCGACAAUAGAGAGAGAGGCACUGGUGGUCAAAGAAGACCAAAUUGAGGGAGUUGUGGCUACAAGACAGUGGUGUAUGAGAACUAAGGCUAGGAUUAUGCGAUGAAAUGCUCGAAGACUGAAAGAAAACUCAGUUUAUGGCCCUUCACUUAAAUAUAAAAGAAACAACAGAAAAAUAAGAGUUGUAGAAAACAGUGAAAAAAGAUUUUGGUGGUAAAGUCUACAUUUUGGAAGAAUGGUUCUACUAGAGAAGCCAGAGAAGAAAGAAGCGUUUGCUUUACAUGGUGACAAGUAUCAAAUUUUCUACAACAUCUGUUUUCCGUUUUCUCUUUCUCCAGACCUUUGUUAAAAUGUUCACCUGACAUUUAUACUAUUAUCCAAUGACUUACAAUACAAAUAUGUAAUUAAAUCACAAUCCUUUAGCUUUCCAUCAUAUCUAAUUUCUAAUGUGAUUUCGAAGAGGUUGCACUUGAUAGUUUUUUACAAAUAUUGAAAUUAUUGAUACAUAUUUUAUGUAGUCUUUCUUUUCUGCCAGGAAAUUAUUGUACUCAUUUGAAGAAAAUAAUCUUUGUAACUUAGUUUUUACUAUCGAUAUGCUUUGUUUUUAUAAUUACGUGAGAUUAUAAAUUUCAAGAAUUAUUGACAUGCACUUGAAAAUUAAAUAGUACAAUUUGAAACAAUAUUCCCUUACGAAUAAGAUUUGAUUUUACCUAACUCCUUAUAACAAGCCUCAACAUGUGCUUGUAUGAUUUCAACCCGUAAUGUUAUCACUGUAUUUAAGAAGGAAAUUCUCUCACAUUUAGACAAAACUAAGAAAAACCUUGUAUUUACAUUUACAAUGUUACUAGACAUUUGUAUAGUGUUAUAAAAAUGAAAAAUUUCAUGGUAUUAAAUUUUUCUUGAAUUUAUAUAUCUAGAAAUUGAUGGAAUUACUAUUUAUUUGUUUGACAUAUUCAGUUUAGAAGCAAUACUACACUAUUCCAUUUUAUUUGUUUCUUCUAAUUGUCCCCUGGUACA
Messenger RNA from Gryllus bimaculatus (two-spotted cricket), 1252 nucleotides. NCBI's taxonomy places the organism in Eukaryota, Metazoa, Arthropoda, Insecta, Orthoptera, Gryllidae. The record is from the annotation of a GenBank genome assembly.